GCCGGAUUAACCGCCCUGAUAGAGUCCCUAAUGUUUUCCCAUCAGCCCACUUGGGAUGACUGUCAACAGCUCUUACAGGCACUCUUCACCACGGAGGAGAGAGAAAGAAUCACACAGGAAGCAAGAAAGAAUAUCCGAGGCACCAACGGGCAGCCGGCAACGAUAGCUGAGGCGGAAGAAGGGUUUCCGCACAACCGACCCAACUGGGACUAUAACACGGCUGAAGGUAGGGAGGCGCUGUCCGUUUAUCGCCGGGCUCUAGUGGCGGGUCUCCGGGGAGCCGCAAGGCGGCCCACCAAUUUGGCUAAGGUAAGAGAGAUUCAGCAAGGACCCACCGAACCCCCCUCCGUUUUUCUAGAACGAUUGAUGGAGGCUUACCGCAGGUACACGCCCUUUGAUCCGUCCUCGGAAGGGCAGAAGGCCUCUGUCAUUAUGGCCUUUAUUGGACAGUCAGCCCCAGAUAUAAAGAGGAGAUUACAAAGGCUAGAGGGGCUGCAAGACUACGACCUGCGGGACGUAAUAAAGGAGGCUGAAAAGGUGUAUCAUAAAAGGGAGAGUGAAGAGGAAAAGCGAGAGAGAGAGAGAAGGGAGGCUGAGGAGAGGGAAGACAGAAGAGACAGGAGACGAGAAAAAAAACUAACUAAAAUACUGGCCGCAGUAAUAAAAGCGACAGGGCCAGAUCACAGACAGUCAGGGAACCUGGGCAACGCCCCACGACCAGGCUCGCGCAGAUUAAAAACCCUCAAGUGA
Diceros bicornis minor is the source of this 750-nucleotide messenger RNA. RefSeq lists its product as uncharacterized. The record is from RefSeq and is a predicted model, not a curated record. Lineage: Eukaryota; Metazoa; Chordata; Mammalia; Perissodactyla; Rhinocerotidae. The transcript is spliced from 2 exons. Gene Ontology annotation, biological process: virion assembly. The annotation marks the transcript as partial.